AUGGAAUUCGCCCAUGACUUGAAUGGAGACAAUUGUCGACGUUUGCGUCAACGACUCUGUUCCCCGGCUGCAAGCACCGUUUCGGAGAACAGUGAAGACGCUCAGACGCUGUUGGAAAGUGACUUCGACUCGUCGGUCCACGACAAGUCGGAGAAUGGUGACGCACCACCAUGUGAGGGACAUGACGUCUCACUUGCACCGCUCUCGAUGGGUACAGUCGACAGCAUCCAUGCUACUAUCGUGCAGUCCCCCACUGAAGCAAGUCGUACCGGAAUUAGCUUUCGCUUUACCCUCACAACUCAGGAACACGCGAGUAAGCGCCGAUCUUCACGUAAUGUGGUCGAAGAUGAGACCCAAAGGACGAUACCUGGUGGUAACGCGCAAGCCCAACGAGACGACACGUGCCAUACCAAUGCCCUCGUGGCUUCACCUGCAGUGCGACGGACUGCAACAACGACAAGAUGGUCAUCAUUGAAGACUAAUGUCCACGAACAGGGUUCAACGUCGGGUGUAUAUCGGAAGCAAAAAGCUGCGAGACCUCGUCAGUCAUCAACGUCAGCAGUCAACCGCCUGAUUCCAAACGCUACGCGGAACAUCACGUUUGCCAUGUUACAGCCGCAUUUCGAGCGGCCACUACAACAAGCGGCCGACAGCUUUGGCGUCUGCACGACCCUACUGAAAAAAAUCUGUCGACGGAACGGUAUCGACAAUUGGCCGCAUCGAAGGAUCCUUGGACUGCGCAAGAGCAUCGUAUCGAUGGCCAAGCAAGUCGAGCACUUUGACGGAGAGCAAAAGCGCACGUAUGCUAAUCAGCUACAGAAGCUCACGCGCGAACUCGAGGCGUAUAUAUGCACGGGGAACGAGCCGACGCAAGAGUUCUUGCGAACGCUCGACGUAGAGACUGCAGUAGAGCAGCAACUAAAGGACGCGACGGUAAGCGAUCUGCAGGUGAUUCCCGUCUGGUCAUCAAGAACGAGCCUCGAGAUGUCCUGCGAUAGCAGUGCUCGAAAUGUUUCUGAACCUUCGAUGCCUAGCCGCUCUCUAAGCUCAAUGGAUCGUGCGGAUCGCACUACGCAUGGACUACAGCUACAAGUACCCGCGCCAGCACUACAUCAGCGAGCAUUGCCAUCAAUUGCGUCGAUCCUGCAGCACCAGAGCUACUCCAGUCCAAGCCGUGCAGCCUCAAGUUUGAGUACAAUCCCAACAAGCGGCGCUUCGCACUGUACAAAGACCCCGCACCAAGAACCAACGUGGCAAUAUUUGCCUCCUGCGCACGACGAGACCAAGUAA
Peronospora matthiolae is the source of this 1290-nucleotide messenger RNA. The record is from the annotation of a GenBank genome assembly. NCBI's taxonomy places the organism in Eukaryota, Oomycota, Peronosporomycetes, Peronosporales, Peronosporaceae.